UCAGGGCCCCUCCCCGAUCCCAGGAUGCACCGGGGAACAGGCCUGGCCGCUCAGGUUGUUAGGAAGAUGGCGUCCUCUGGGGCGGAGCCGCAGAUCCUGGUACAAUACUUGGUGCUUCGAAAAGAUCUAUCGCAGGCUCCGUUCUCCUGGCCAGCGGGCGCACUGGUAGCGCAGGCUUGUCAUGCAGCUACCGCAGCAUUACACCUUCACCGCGACCACCCGCACACCACGGCUUACCUUCGCGAGCUGGGGCGCAUGCGUAAAGUGGUUCUCGAGGCUCCAGAUGAGACCACCCUAAAGGAGCUGGCUGAGACCCUGCAACAGAAGAACAUUGACCACAUGCUGUGGCUUGAGCAGCCAGAGAAUAUUGCCACUUGCAUUGCACUCCGACCAUACCCCAAAGAAGAAGUGAACCAGUAUUUGAAAAAGUUCCGAUUGUUCAAAUGACUGCUGCUUUGAUAUGGUUGAAUAUCAACUGGGCCAGAAAUAGAAUUCCAUUCAUCCCUGAGCAUCAUGUACUCCUUUUACUCUCAGCUUACUCUUCAGUUGUGGUUUCUUGAGAAUCCCACACAUGUUCGAAUUAAAGUUGUCAUUAAUAAGUA
Molecule: messenger RNA, 602 nt
Organism: Marmota monax (woodchuck)
Lineage: Eukaryota; Metazoa; Chordata; Mammalia; Rodentia; Sciuridae
Gene: Ptrhd1
Product: peptidyl-tRNA hydrolase domain containing 1
Exons: 2
Coding region: 25-447 (140 amino acids)
Molecular function (GO): peptidyl-tRNA hydrolase activity
Source: RefSeq, a predicted model, not a curated record